This is a messenger RNA of Lindgomyces ingoldianus, 1134 nucleotides long. RefSeq lists its product as uncharacterized. Lineage: Eukaryota; Fungi; Ascomycota; Dothideomycetes; Pleosporales; Lindgomycetaceae. Bases 1 to 1134 code for a protein of 377 amino acids. The record is from RefSeq and is a predicted model, not a curated record. The transcript has 10 exons.
AUGGAAGUGACGAAGGUCUUCUCCUCUCUUCCUCAAGUCCCAGGUCUGCACGACAUUGUCGUUCGAUCCGAAAGCAAGCAGGCGACCCUUCAAUUUGGGGCCACUGGCCAUCAGGAACAUCUGAAGAAUUGGAAAGAUUCUGGUUGCCAGAGGGGUGAGAGAAGGAGGAAGGCGAAGAGAAACAGUUGGAGCGAGAAAGAAGGGUUGAAGAAGGACUUGAAGGCUGAGCAGAAAGUUGUGGAGAAAUUUAGGACAGUCGGUGGCAAGUUUGACAUUGAUACGGCGACGAAUCGAUACGCUGGCAUUCCUGAAGACAAAAUCAAACGCGAUCUAAAUAUUAUCCAAGGAGGUGGUGGUACUGAAAGCGCGUGUUCGGGAUUGUCGUCAGCGCCACCAGCCAUCACCGUUUUCGCAUGGAUUGGAACUAAGUGUAGCAGUCUGGAGGCAUCCAUAAUACAACAAGCCCGCCUCGUUGUCGGCGCUGGGGCGAAUUGGGAGGCCGAAAUCCUACAACUAAGGGACUACUUGUAUACAAACUAUGAAUUAGACAUGGUAUAUAACUUCGGCACUCUGCACACGAACUCGCUCACGCAAUCAAGUAUCACGGUAAGAAUAAUUUCGCGGUCCCGUCACGGUGGAUUAGGGGAAAGCGCCUUACAUGGUAAUAAGCAGUUAAAACCUAAUCUAGAUUGCAAGCUAAUUUUGCAAGAACUCACAGCUAUGGAGAGCCUUGUCCCUACCUUCGUUCAUUCAAUUCAUCAACUCUUGAGGAUGUCCCUUCCCCGCAAGAUAUCGUUUCCCUACAACUAUUAUCUCACAAUCGGAAAUCUAAUCCCGGCGAACCGAUUUCCAGAGCGGCCCCAUCACUUCUCCACCUCCGCUUCCUCCUCGAUACCCAUUUCCCCUAACCCCUGCGGACACUUAACAGCCUCGUCAAUAUCAACAAACGUAAUAAAACCCUCCACCCCGGUCAAAAUCUUGAUAUUGAAGAUUGAUUCAAACCGCAAUCUCUCGCCCCACCCUCUCUAUGAGCCUUCUCAAAUCCCUAAAAGUGCGGGAAUGCCUCAGGUCCGACGAAAGUGGGUUCUAACUCCCAUCCCUUUCUCCAAGAACGCGGGAACUGGUCCGGGAUAA